AUGUCUGGAGCUCUCGAGGGCAUAUACGAGCCGGGCGUGGUCGACCCCGGCCUCCCGCGGGCGAAUUGGACCAGGCCGUACUGGCACGUCAACCCGCAUGCACUUGCCAACCACAACUCGCCUUGGCCGCAAGAGGUGGCCGACGUUGUCAUCAUCGGAACAGGUAUCACGGGAAUGGCCCUUGCGCGGACGCUCUGCGCCAAGCGGUCCGACCUCAAGAUUGUCGUUCUCGAGGCCCGGACCCUUUGCUCGGGCGCUACCGGGCGCAAUGGGGGCCACAUCAAGACGAUGCUCUUCUCUAUGUGGAACGAGCGGAAGCACGAGUUUGGCAUCGACGAGGCCAUCAAGAUCUCCGAGUUUGAGCAGAGCCACCUCGAGGCCAUUGCCGCUGCCACGGAGGAGGACGGUGCCGACUGCGAUCUCGUCCGCACCACCGGCGUCGAGGCUUACUAUGACCAGGCCGUAUGGGAGAGAGAUGUCCGGGCCCUCGAAGACAUGCGCGUGCACGCCCCCCACCUCGCUGCGCUCCACACCGUGACGACUGACCCGGACGUCCUGCACCGCCAGAUGAGGCUGUCCAAGCGCUGUGUCGGGGCCGUCACCAUCCCUGCCGGCUCCGUCUGGCCUUACAAGUGGAUCUCCAAGGUCUGGGAGACGCUCGUCGGAGAAGACAGGGUCAACCUGCAGACCAACACAACCGUCCAUUCGAUCGACGACGACGACGGCGACGACUUCGCCACCGUCAAGACCGAGCGCGGCAGCAUCCAGGCGAAGAAGGUCGUGCACGCCACAAACGCCUGGAUGGGCCAUCUCCUCCCCGAGAUGCAGCCCUUCAUCUCCCCUGUCCGCGUCAAUGCGGUCCACUGGGCCGCCGACGACGACGGCCAGUCUCCUCUGGGAACUGUGCCAGAGUACUCGGUCUGGUAUAGGUACGGGCGCAAGGACUACGACUAUCUCAUCCAGCGCGAGGACGGCGGUGUCGUCGCCGGCCGCGCAUGCACAGGACGCACCACCACCGGCGAUGACAGCGUGACCGACUUGAUGCCGCACGCCCACCUGCGUGGGUUCCCUUACGAGGCCAUUGCCGAUCCCAAGCCUGAUGCGAGGAUCGACAUGGCCUGGUCGGGAAUCGUCGGCUUUACCCAGGACGGCCUUCCGUUUGUGGGUCCCCUCCCCUUCCCCGGUCGCAGUCACCAGUUCGUCUGCGGUGGUUACCAUGCCACCGGGAUGAUCAAGGGGUUCCGAACCUCUCAGGCCGCCGCAGGUCUGAUCCUGGGUGAGGACCUUCCCGAGGACUUCCCCACUUCUCUGCUGCUGACCGAGGGACGUGUUCGGGAGCUGCGCGCUUCGCUAGAUCGCGGAAACUACCCUUGUUACCGGUCUGUUGCCAAGAUAUGA
Molecule: messenger RNA, 1398 nt
Organism: Geosmithia morbida
Lineage: Eukaryota; Fungi; Ascomycota; Sordariomycetes; Hypocreales; Bionectriaceae
Product: FAD dependent oxidoreductase
Exons: 1
Coding region: 1-1398 (465 amino acids)
Cellular component (GO): cytoplasm
Molecular function (GO): oxidoreductase activity
Source: RefSeq, a predicted model, not a curated record